Drosophila gunungcola (fruit fly) is the source of this 480-nucleotide messenger RNA. RefSeq lists its product as uncharacterized. The transcript has 2 exons. Lineage: Eukaryota; Metazoa; Arthropoda; Insecta; Diptera; Drosophilidae. Bases 87 to 269 code for a protein of 60 amino acids. The record is from RefSeq and is a predicted model, not a curated record.
UAUAAUACAUUUGUUUAGAAUCAUUUGUUUAGCGAGGGCCAUAAAAGCAAGGUUUUCGGGGUCAAUGUCAACCAUUCGACAUCAAGAUGCGUUUCUGUCUGCUGUUCUUUUUGGCCCUGAGCUGCUGUCUGCUGCAAUUCUCUGCGGCUGGAUUGAAUUUGGCGCGUGGAUUUGAGUCUGUGGGUUACUUUCGCAACAUGACAGGGUCAUUACCACCACGUGGUGCUCCUCCACCACCUCCCAGCACCACAGACAGAUCUUCUGGAUAAAAGGAUCGGAAACUGUACCCAAAUCCUGGCUAAAACCCUUUGACGAACCUUCUUAAUGAACCCUUAUGUAAACUUUAGUUCUAUGUAGUCCUCCAGCUUCAAAUAAAAACAAGCUAUCCAGCAAUAAACAAUUUUAAUUCACUGAAAAUAAUGUGGAACAGAACUACAAAUUAUUACACAUGAAUGAAUUUAAGUAUACCUUAGAGUAAAU